UACGGACCCAGCUUGGAGCGGUCACUGAAUCCUAGGAGAAAGCUUUUUUCUACCUCGACCUCUGCCUCUAUUUAUACCUUCCUCGAGGAACAAACACGUGGCUUUCUCACCUUUGCCAUUGUUGCAGCCACAGAUUGGUCAUGUGACUCGCUUAUGCGCUAACAUAUGGCGAGAUGGAGAUGUGGUGAGGUGGAAUGUGGUGAGAUGCUCGGCAUGUCAUAUUAUGUGUUCUCGUUCCAGUGUCGUGGGACGGGUUUGAUGGGUAUUUUAGUUUUAGUGGGUGCUCUCGGGUUUAUGGGCUUGGGAAUUUGUUUUGUGAUGAGUAGGCUAGAAGGGCUCUUCUAGACGGUAUUCUGCGUUUCACAGGCGUUCUAAGUUUACUGUGGAUUCUGGUGUCAUGGUGUUCUAGGUUUUGUACGUGAUGUAGGUUUAAUGUUGUCUAGUAAGCGCUGUAGGUUUGAAUAUUGUUGUAGGUCUAGUAAGUUUGUAUGUCUAGCUGUUG
Metschnikowia bicuspidata var. bicuspidata NRRL YB-4993 is the source of this 502-nucleotide messenger RNA. RefSeq lists its product as uncharacterized. The transcript has a single exon. Bases 166 to 345 code for a protein of 59 amino acids. The record is from RefSeq and is a predicted model, not a curated record. NCBI's taxonomy places the organism in Eukaryota, Fungi, Ascomycota, Pichiomycetes, Serinales, Metschnikowiaceae.